Diabrotica balteata is the source of this 813-nucleotide messenger RNA. NCBI's taxonomy places the organism in Eukaryota, Metazoa, Arthropoda, Insecta, Coleoptera, Chrysomelidae. The record is from the annotation of a GenBank genome assembly.
AUGAAUAGGUUAGCUCCGUCUGUGAGACCAUGCGUUAGCACUGAAAGGUUACCAACUAAACUAUUUUAUGGCAGUUAUAAUAAUUGCAGUUCGCCCAACUUAAUAGUGGUUGUAGCGUCAAUUGUGGUACUAACUUUAGGUUCAAACGGACAAGUAUUUGCAACAUCGGCAAUACGUGGAAUUCGCUUUCUACAGAUUCUUCGAAUGUUACACGUCGAUCGGCAGGGCGGUACAUGGAGAUUGUUGGGAUCCGUGGUAUUUAUCCAUCGGCAGGAACUUAUUACAACGUUAUACAUUGGAUUCUUGGGCCUAAUCUUUAGCAGUUACUUUGUAUAUUUGGCAGAAAAGGACGCUGUUGAAGAUGAAGAGGAAGGUAAAAAUACGGGAACGUUUUCCAGUUACGCCGAUGCCCUCUGGUGGGGAGUGAUAACAGUGACGACGAUCGGGUACGGUGAUACUGUUCCUCGGACUUGGAUGGGAAAAAUCGUUGCGUCUUGUUUCAGCGUGUUCGCCAUUUCCUUCUUUGCUCUUCCAGCUGGCAUUUUAGGUUCCGGCUUUGCACUAAAAGUUCAACAAAAGCAACGUCAAAAGCACUUUAAUCGUCAAAUUCCCGCAGCUGCAAUGCUGAUCCAAUGUCUGUGGAGAUGUUAUGCUGCCGACAAAAGCUUCAACUCCACAGCAACUUGGCAAGUCUACCUCAGCGAUCCAAAUCCCCCUGCUGCCAAUAACAACGCUGCAGGGGGAAGUGGCAGUAACUAUAGCAUGCCUUUAUCAAAGGUAAGCGAUAGUAAUAACUAUGUACAGCUUUGUUAG